This is a messenger RNA of Hyla sarda, 3192 nucleotides long. Its product is annotated as zinc finger protein 605-like. The coding region runs from base 55 to 3120 and encodes 1021 amino acids. Lineage: Eukaryota; Metazoa; Chordata; Amphibia; Anura; Hylidae. The transcript has 3 exons. The record is from RefSeq and is a predicted model, not a curated record. Gene Ontology annotation, molecular function: DNA-binding transcription factor activity; RNA polymerase II cis-regulatory region sequence-specific DNA binding. Gene Ontology annotation, biological process: regulation of transcription by RNA polymerase II.
UAUAAGGAGGACAUUCUGACAGGAAAAGAUCUGAACAAUAUUAAUGCUACAGAUAUGAAGGAAGAAGAAGAGACAGAUGUGAGCGGUAAUGAGCAGUAUAAGGAGGACAUUUCAACAGGAAAAGAUUUGAACAAUAUUAAGGCUACAGAUAUGAAGGAAGAAGAGACAGAUGUGAGCUGUGAUGAGCAGUAUAAGGAGGACAUUCUGACAGGAAAAGAUCUGAACAAUAUUAAUGCUACAGAUAUGAAGGAAGAAGAAGAGACAGAUGUGAGCGGUAAUGAGCAGUAUAAGGAGGACAUUUCAACAGGAAAAGAUUUGAACAAUAUUAAGGCUACAGAUAUGAAGGAAGAAGAGACAGAUGUGAGCUGUGAUGAGCAGUAUAAGGAGGACAUUCUGACAGGAAAAGAUCUGAACAAUAUUAAUGCUACAGAUAUGAAGGAAGAAGAGACAGAUGUGAGCGGUGAUGAGCAGUAUAAGGAGGACAUUCCUACAGGGAAAGAUCUGAACAAGAUUAAUGCUACAGAUAGGGAGGAAGAAGAAGAGACAGAUGUGAGUGGUGAUGAGCAGUAUAAGGAGGACGUUCCUACAGGUAACCGCCCAGAUUCUUGUAGCAGGAGAUCAGAGGAGAAUCUUAUAUCUUCAGAUUAUAAAGCAGAUGAUGAUAUCACACAAGAUACAUAUGAAGAACAUUCCAUUAUCCCAGAUACACCCUCAGCCCUUCACAGCCAAGAUCUGUCAUCUCAUCCUUAUAUACAGGUCCUGUCUUCUCACUCAUCACAGGAUGUUCAGCAAAAAGAAAGUCAUAGAAGGAAUGAUGGACAUCACCGAGCUCAUACAGGAAAGAAAACAUAUUCAUGCUCAGAAUGUGGGAAAUGUUUUACUCAGAAAUCAGGUAUUGUUACACAUCAGAGAUAUCACACAGAAGAGAAGCCGUUUUCAUGUUCAGAAUGUGGAAAAUGUUUUACUAAGAAAUCAGAUCUUGUAGUACAUCACAGAACUCACACAGGGGAGAAGCCAUUUUCAUGUCCAGAAUGUGGGAAAUGUUUUGCUAAGAAAUCAGAUCUUGUUAGGCAUCAAAGAACUCACAAAGGCAAGAAGCCAUUUUUAUGUACAGAAUGUGGAAAAGGUUUUACUAAGAAAUCAGAUCUUGUAAUACAUCACAGAACUCACACAAUAAAGAAGCCAUUUUCAUGUUCAGAAUGUGGAAAAUGUUUUAAUAAGAAAUCACAUCUUGUUGAACAUCACAGAACUCACACAGGAGAGAAGCCAUUUUUAUGUUCAGAAUGUGGGAAAUGUUUUACUCAGCAAUCACAUCUUUUUAGGCAUCAAAGAACUCACACAGGAUGGAAGCCAUUUUCAUGUACAGAAUGUGAAAAAUGUUUUACUAAGAAAUCACAUCUUAUAGUACAUCAAAGAACUCACACAAGGAAGAAGCCCUUUUCAUGUUCAGAAUGUGGAAAAUGUUUUAAUAAGAAAUCACAUCUUGUUGAACAUCACAGAACUCACACAGGGGAGAAGCCAUUUUUAUGUUCAGAAUGUGGGAAAUGUUUUACUCAGCAACCACAUCUUGUUAGGCAUCAAAGAACUCACACAGGAGGGAAGCCAUUUUCAUGUACAGAAUGUGGAAAAUGUUUUACUAAGAAAUCACAUCUUGUAGUACAUCAAAGAACUCACACAGGGAAGAAGCCCUUUUCAUGUUCAGAAUGUGGAAAAUGUUUUACUAAGAAAUCAAAUCUUGUUGAACAUCACAGAACUCACACAGGGGAGAAGCCAUUUUCAUGUCCAGAAUGUGGGAAAUGUUUUGCUAAGAAAUCAGAUCUUGUUAGGCAUCAAAGAACUCACAAAGGCAAGAAGCCAUUUUCAUCACAGACUAUUAACCUCUUAAGGACUGAGUGCGUAUCCAUACACCCCCGUUUUAAAGUCUCAUCACAGGAUGUUCAGCUAAAUAAAGGUCAUAGAAGGGGUGUUGGACAUCAACGAGCUCAUACAGGAAAGAAACCAUAUUCAUGCUCAGAAUGUGGGAAAUGUUUUGCUAAGAAAUCACAUCUUGUUCAACAUCGAAGAACUCACACAGGGGAGAAACCAUUUUCAUGUUCAGAAUGCGGAAAAUGUUUUACUGACAAGUCAAGUCUUGUUAAACAUAAAAGAACUCACACAGGAGAGAAGCCAUUUUCAUGCUCAGAAUGUGGAAAAUGUUUUACUGUCAAAUCAGAUCUUGUUAAACAUCAAAGAACUCACACAGGGGAGAAGCCAUUUCCAUGUUCAGAAUGUGGAAAAUGUUUUACUGGGAAAACAAAUCUUGUUCUACAUCAAAGAACUCACACAGGGGAGAAGCCGUUUUCAUGCUCAGAAUGUGGAAAAUAUUUUACUCAGCAAUCACAUCUUCUUAAGCAUCACAGAACUCACAAAGGAGAGAAGCCAUUUUCAUGUUCAGAAUGUGGAAAAUGUUUUACUGAGAAAUCAAUUCUUGUUCAACAUCAAAAAGCUCACACAGGGGAAAAGCCAUUUUCAUGUUCAGAAUGUGAAAAAUGUUUUACUGACAAAUCAAGUCUUGUUAAACAUAAGCGAACUCACACAGGGGAGAAACCAUAUUCAUGUUCAGUGUGUGGGAAAUGUUUUUCUGACAAAUCAAAUCUGGUUAAACAUGAAAGAGCUCACACAGUGGAGAAGCCAUUUUCAUGUUCAGAAUGUGGAAAAUGUUUUAAUGACAUAUCAAGUUUUGUUAUACAUAUAAAAAUUCACACAGAGGAGAAGCCAUUUUUCUGUGCAGAGUGUGGAAAAGGUUUUAUUGUGAAAUCAAAUCUUGUUCAACAUCAAAGAACUCACACAGGGGUGAAGCCAUUUUCAUGUGCAGAGUGUGGGAAAUGUUUUAAUCAUCAAUCAGGUCUUGUUAAACAUCAAAGAACUCACACAGGAGAGAAGCCAUUUUCAUGUGCAGAAUGUGGGAAAUGUUUUACUCAGCAAUCACAUCUUGUUAAACAUCAAAGAACUCACACAGGAGAGAAGCCAUUUUCAUGCUCAGACUGUGGAAAAUGUUUUACCCAGCAUUCACAUCUUGUUAAGCAUCACAGAACUCACACAGGAGAGAAGCCAAUUCAGAGCAGUAAAUUAUGCAGAUAACACAUCUAUAUAUUAUCCAUGUACAUAGGAUAUCUGACAUUUAUACAUAUAUCAUAUACUGCAUCUCCAAAC